AUGUCGGAGCCUUCGGCACCUCCCGAUGACGGCGGCGACAGCAUCAUUAGAAGCCCGGUAAGAAACAGUUUUUAUUUAUUUAUUUAAACAUAUGACAAAUAGUUUGCACAUGGUUUUGGAAUUCCAAAAGGUGAAAGGACAGACCACAGUUUUGUUGAAAAGUAGAAGUUCUCCCUCCCACUCGUCACGGAUUAACCGGUUAUUAGUGCCCUCUGCAACGACCUUUCACACGAAUUCUCUAAAAAAGACCUUCUCCUUGCCAACUAUGUAUUCUGAACGAUUUCUGCCACUAAAUAUUUGGGAUGCUCCUCUCCAUUGGAUCAGAAAGAAUACUGUCCGAACACAAAACGGCUUAUCUUUAUCUGAAGGAUUUGCAGGAUCUUCCGUUCGUCUCUUCCAUCGUCGGCGGACUGUUCGCCGGACGGGCGGUCGUUGUCAGCGGAAUGGUUCUUCCCGGAUUCGCCUCGGAUCGCAAGAAGUAAGUUCUGUGGUUACCGUAUCUCUGAGCAAGGUGUCCAUUCAGAUUCGACAUUGAUCUGUGCUGUGGGCUUCUCAUAGACGGAGAUCACAUGGACAACAAGGCUCUCCAUUUCAACCCGAGAUUCGACGCGAAAGCCGGAUGGUAAGGGCUUAUCCACAGAAAGUUCUAUUAAAUAUUUUGGGCUCAGGUUCUCGGGUCCUUCUGACGACAAACUAGUGAUCAAUACAUUCGUCGCGGGACGCUGGGGAACCGAGGAACGCUUCGAUAACCCGUUCAAAGAGGGCGAACCGUUCCAGAUUCGAAUUCUCGUCCUCGACAAAUACUUCAAGGUACCCAUGAUCACAGAAAUCUUAAUGACACCAAGGAUUCGUUUCAGAUUUCGGCGUGCGGAAAGCAUGUGUGUGACUUCCCUCAUCGCGUGUCUGUCGAUCAAAUCCGGACGAUCUCGAUCAAAGGAAACAUCCGAGUGGAUUACGUCGAGUUCCAGCCGCCGGUAAGCACUACGUCUCGCGUCACGUCACCUCUCGUUUUUAGGAGGAAGGCGCCCCGAUUGAAUGAGCUGCUCCGCGCGAAUCUCCCUCCCCUGCGUCUCACCUCUCGCUUUCCGCAUAAUAAGCUUUUGCCCCUACUGUGCCACGCCUCUUUCUUGUCAUUUAAUAACGCAACGAAUGAAUAAAUAGUCAGAAUUACAAAGAUCUGUCCACUAAGUCAGUUUAUACAAUUUGCAGAUUGGUUAUGGAGCCGACGGAAAACCGACAGUCGUCGCUCCGACUCCCAGGCAAGAUGUGAUCACCAAGAUUGACAAGCCAGUAAUUGAAACCGAAUGAUUAGGUUUAAUCUGAAUCUGAAUUCCAUUUCAGAUCAUUCCGUUCAACCUACCCCUCCCGGCCGGCGGUUUCGUCUCUCCGCAAUCGGCGCGCUUCACAAUCACUCCGUUCCUCUCGGCCGAAAGAUUUACGAUAAAUCUGAUGAGCAAAAAUGACUACUUAUUCCAUUUCCGAGUAGAUAUGCCAAAUGCGGCGCAGAAAAUCAAGGUUUGUAAUCCAGCUGCUAGGUGUUGAGAUAAUUGAGUUUGCAUUUCAGCCGGCAGUAAUUCGGAAUAGCUCGAAGAACGGAUCGACGGAUCUGAAGUGGCUGACGGAGGAACGGACGUUCGGCACGUUCCCAUUCAGCAAGGGAAUUACCCACGACGUGCUCUUCACCGCCUACGGAAAAAGUGUGACGGUGGAUGUGGACGGCGCGCCGUUCGUCAAGUUCGUCUACCGGGACGGCGACGAUCCGAUCGACGUGGAUGCGAUCACUGUGCACGGAGACGUUCUGCUCCAUCGCUUCGAGCACAAGGGAUGA
Caenorhabditis sp. 36 PRJEB53466 is the source of this 1828-nucleotide messenger RNA. The record is from the annotation of a GenBank genome assembly. Lineage: Eukaryota; Metazoa; Nematoda; Chromadorea; Rhabditida; Rhabditidae.